Messenger RNA from Diutina rugosa, 441 nucleotides. RefSeq lists its product as uncharacterized. NCBI's taxonomy places the organism in Eukaryota, Fungi, Ascomycota, Pichiomycetes, Serinales, Debaryomycetaceae. Bases 1 to 441 code for a protein of 146 amino acids. The record is from RefSeq and is a predicted model, not a curated record. The transcript has a single exon.
AUGUCCAAAUUCAAAGAGUCGUCCUUUCACCAAGAGAACAAGCCAAAGCCGAAGGUGACCACGGCGCCCAAGCUACCACAAAUAAAGAAGACUCACAAGAGUAAUGCUUUCUUCCAAGAGUUCCUUGAAACGGGGAAAGCGAACUGGAAGAAGGCGCCUCCCGAAGUGAGAACUCGAUACCGUGGGAUUUUCCUCGUGCUUUGCCUGAUACCCAUGAUCAUUUUUCCCCUGAUAGAGAUUUACAAACGUCUCGAAGGUAAACUGGUGAAAAAGGUGAGACAAGGGGAGUUGCUUGAAGGUCAAGAAGUGCGUCCAUACUCGGAGGACGAAAAGUGGCAAAACGAAAGAAACAGUCUCAUGUAUAAGCUCUUCGGUAAGGACUGGUUCUUGGAAGGGUUUACGCUGAAGACGAUGAAGGAUGAAAGUGAUCUGACUAAAUAA